AUGACCUGGCUCCAGUGGGCGCCCUCCUUAGUGCCUGCGGAGACAAGGGCCGGAGCCCUGAGCGGGGCUGUGACGGCAGCCCCGCCCUUUGCAUGCCUCUCCUCCUCUGGGCUCUGCCUCCGCAGGGCUCCACGCUUCCCUCCAAGCACCCCCGGCUCAGAGCUCCUCAGGCCCGUCCCCGCUUCCUGGGCUGGCCCUCCAAACUGCAGAUCCCAGCACCCAGACCCUGUGCGCGGCUGCGGACGCCCCUCGGGCUGGGGCGCACUGGCGGCGGCGCGGACCCUCUGUGCAGACCUCGCUCCGUCCUGCCAGCCCCAGGCCAGGUGCUGUGUUCUUUCCAAGUCUCUGAAACACCCCCUGUCUCAGCUGCUCUCCUUACUGGAAGGGACUUCUCCAGAUGUGAAAAUCCUGUCCUUACUUCCAGCUUCCUUCCAAAAUGCUGAGCGAUGGCAUAAAUUAAGGAAAGAAAAAAGACUCCAGACUUUAACUUGUGCCCUGGAAGAUAUCUUUUACAAAGCUGUGUUUUGGGGUGACAUUGCCUUAGAUGAUGAAGAUUUAAAUAUCUUUCAAAUUGAUAGGACAAUUGACCUUACACAGAACCCCUUUGGAAGAUUUGGACAUACCACAGGUGGAUUUGGAGACCAUGGUAUGUCAAAGAAACGAGGGGCCCUCUACCAACUUAUAGACAGAAUAAGAAGAAUUGGCUCUGGCUUGGAGCAAAACAACACAGUUAAGGAAAAAGUACCACUGAAAUUCUCAGGGCAAAGUGAGAAAAAUAGAGUUCCCAGGGCUGCUACAUCAAGAACUGAAAGAGUGUGGCCUGGAGGUGUUAUUCCUUAUGUCAUAGGAGGCAACUUCACUGGCAGCCAGCGAGCCAUGUUCAAGCAGGCCAUGAGGCACUGGGAAAAACACACAUGUGUGACUUUCAUUGAAAGAGGGGAUGAAGAGAGUUACAUUGUAUUCACGUAUAGGCCUUGUGGAUGCUGCUCCUAUGUAGGCCGGCGUGGAAACGGGCCUCAGGCAAUCUCUAUUGGCAAGAACUGUGAUAAGUUUGGAAUCGUUGUUCAUGAACUGGGUCACGUGAUAGGCUUCUGGCAUGAGCACACGCGGCCAGACAGAGAUAACCAUGUGACUAUCAUACGGGAAAACAUCCAGCCAGGUCAAGAGUACAAUUUUCUGAAGAUGGAGCCUGGGGAAGUGAACUCGCUCGGAGAAAGCUAUGAUUUUGACAGCAUCAUGCAUUAUGCUAGGAACACCUUCUCAAGGGGGAUGUUUCUGGAUACCAUUCUCCCCUCACGUGAUGAUAAUGGCAUUCGUCCAGCAAUUGGUCAGCGAACCCGCUUAAGCAAAGGAGAUAUUGCGCAGGCAAGAAAGCUGUAUAGAUGUCCAGCAUGUGGAGAAACGCUACAAGAAUCCAAUGGCAAUCUGUCCUCCCCGGGAUUUCCAAAUGGCUAUCCAUCUUAUACACACUGCAUCUGGAGAGUCUCUGUGACCCCAGGAGAGAAGAUUGUUUUAAAUUUUACUACAAUGGACCUAUACAAAAGUAGUUUGUGCUGGUAUGAUUAUAUUGAAGUAAGAGAUGGGUACUGGAGGAAAUCGCCUCUCCUUGGUAGAUUCUGUGGGGACAAAUUGCCUGAAGUUCUUACCUCUACAGAAAGCAGAAUGUGGAUUGAGUUUCGCAGCAGCAGCAAUUGGGUAGGAAAGGGCUUUGCAGCAGUCUAUGAAGCUAUCUGUGGAGGUGAGAUACAUAAAAAUGAAGGACAGAUUCAGUCUCCUAAUUAUCCUGAUGACUACAGGCCAAUGAAAGAAUGUGUGUGGAAAAUAGCAGUGUCAGAAGACUGCUACGUCGGCCUGAUCUUUCAGGCCUUUGAGAUUGAAAGACAUGACAAUUGUGCCUAUGACUACCUAGAAGUUCGAGACGGAACCAAUGAAAGUAGUCCUUUGAUAGGACGUUUUUGUGGUUACGAUAAGCCUGAAGAUAUCAGAUCUACCUCCAAUACCUUGUGGAUGAAGUUUGUUUCUGAUGGAACUGUGAACAAGGCAGGGUUUGCUGCCAAUUUUUUUAAAGAGGAAGAUGAGUGUGCCAAGCCUGACCGUGGCGGCUGUGAGCAGCACUGCCUGAACACGCUGGGCAGCUACCAGUGCUCCUGUGAGCCCGGCUAUGAGCUGGGACCCGACAGAAGGACCUGCGAAGCGGCUUGUGGUGGACUUCUCACGAAGCUGAAUGGCACCAUAACCACUCCAGGAUGGCCCAAGGAGUACCCUCCCAACAAACACUGUAUAUGGCAAGUGGUCGCACCAACACAGUACAAAAUUUCUAUGAAGUUUGAGUUUUUUGAAUUGGAGGGCAAUGAAGUAUGCAAGUAUGAUUAUGUGGAGAUUUGGAGUGGUCUCUCUUCUGAGUCUAAACUACAUGGCAAAUAUUGUGGUGCUGAAGUGCCUGAAGUGAUCACAUCCCAAUUCAACAAUAUGAGAAUAGAAUUCAAAUCUGACAAUACAGUAUCCAAGAAGGGCUUCAAAGCACAUUUCUUCUCAGACAAAGAUGAGUGUUCUAAGGAUAAUGGCGGGUGUCAACAUGAGUGUGUCAACACAAUGGGAAGCUACCUGUGUCAGUGCCGAAAUGGAUUUGUGCUGCAUGAAAAUAAGCAUGAUUGCAAGGAAGGGAGUCUACAUGUUUGCCCUGGUGGUGACAGGUUUUCAACUCCUCCCCCAGAAGCUUAUUUCAUUUUCCACAGAAGGGUUGCAACAGAACUUCAUGCUUUUCUCCCAGAAGUAACCACUUUCCCAUCCAAGCCUGAAAUAGCAAGGAAGGCCUUUACUGAAUUUGAGAUUGAGCAGCAUCAAGAAUGUGCUUAUGAUCACUUGGAAGUAUUUGAUGGAGAAACAGAAAAAUCACCAGUUCUUGGACGACUGUGUGGGAAUAAGAUACCAGAGCCCCUUGUGGCUACUGGAAAUAACAUGUUUAUUCGGUUUGUCUCUGACGCGUCUGUUCAAAGAAAAGGUUUUCAAGCCGCACAUUCUACAGAGUGUGGUGGCAGACUGAAAGUGGAAUCAAAACCCAGAGAUCUGUACUCACAUGCUCAGUUUGGUGAUAACAACUACCCAGGACAAGUUGAUUGUGAAUGGCUGUUAAUGUCAGAACGGGGCUCUCGACUUGAAUUAUCCUUCCAGAUUUUUGAAGUAGAAGAAGAAGCUGACUGUGGCUAUGACUACGUUGAGCUCUUUGAUGGUCUUGAUUCAACAGCAGUGGGGCUUGGUCGAUUCUGUGGAUCAGGGCCACCAGAAGAAAUCUAUUCAAUUGGUGAUACAGUUUUAAUUCAUUUUCAUACUGAUGACACAAUCAGCAAGAAAGGAUUUCAUAUAAGAUACAAAAGCAUCAGAUAUCCAGAUUCCACACAUAGCAAAAAAUAACCAAAAUCUCCAUCAGAACAUAAGGAAUGUGUAUAAUGCAGAGAAGAUUUAUUUCUUUUUUAAAUGAAGAUUUUAGCACAAAUAUUUCAUAUGAGUUUGAGCAAAAGAAAACUGCAAGACCAGAAUUAUCUCUGUACUACAAGAGAAGUUUCCAGCUAACCCUGAUCAGCAUUACCAGGAUAUUUGAACUCCAUUCUUGACAGUAUAAAUAUAAAUAAAGUUGGUGAAAGGGCAUCAUGAUUCAAAGAAGACUUCACAAUUCUUUGUUCACAGCACAACACAGAUGCUUCACAAUUCAAAUAUUUCCUUUCAGGGUCUGUGACCUUGCAGAGUGUUCUUUUUGACAAUUUCUCAAUAUAUGGGAGAAAUAAAAUGAUCUUACAGGUUAUAAACUGGAAAACCCUCUCCUAGAAUCUUAGGAUAAUUGCUUUGACUGUGCAUCUUGAAGACAAUGUAAACCAGAUCCAUAUAAGUUGUUGUGAAGUGGAAGUCUUUUAAGGGUGGUUUAUACUUUAAAUAUGGGUGUGACCAGUGUUUGAAACUGGAAUAUUUCAGCUUCAUUAUUUUCACUUGCAGGCUAAAUUUACCUCUUUGAAACGUAAACCAUCUUGAAACCAUCUCAUUUUCCUGAACUUUGACAAGUUUGAAAUGUCAGUAGUGUCUACCAUUUAGCUGAUUCUAAACAUAAUUUUAUCUAAGUGCUGGAAAAUGCCCAGUUUAUCGGUAAACUCAGUUCUUUCAGUGAGAAAUGCUGCCUUUUCACACCAAAUUCAAGAGACCUUGGGAUGUCUUGUGAACGUGAUGAGAUAAUUCCCAACAGGUGUGAACUGGAUCCUUUUAAAGUAACUGCGGAGAUGGUUCAUACUGAAGUUCUACUGCUGCUAUUCUUUCUUUUGUUGUUGAUCUGUUGUAGCUGUUCAUGUUGAUGUUGUCAAGGUUAAUGUUUUUUUUUUUUUAAUGAAAUGAAGUGGGCAAGGCUUCUUAGAACUGAAAAUUUUCUUUCUCUUCCUAGAAUUCAGGUUUUUAAAAUGUAAUGUUGUAAAAAAAAAAAAAAGAUUUGUUUCUGAAAGACUUUCUAUGGUGCUAUUCCAUAAACAUUUUUUUUUUAAACAAAGUUUUUGACCUUUGAGCCAACCACCUGUAGACUACAAACGUCUCUGUCUGGCUGGUAGCACUUGAAGACUAAAGACUUGCUAAAUGUAUCAAAAGUAUGUUGUUGCAAGUGUAGCACUUGUCCUGUGGAACAGCUGCUUAUAAUGCCUUAGAAUUACUUUGAAUGAUUGAGCAGAUCCUCCUAAGAGACACACCUUUUUUGAAAAGUUGAGUAUAGUAGUGUACUUUAGUUAGCAUCUCUAUGAGGAAAAUUAAUUUCUGUGACUGAGAUCUUUAGAUAUAAAUAUGGUGACCUAUGUUUAUUGUAGAAAAUUAAUUUUCUGCUUUAAAGCCAGGAUUUUUUUAAAUAUUAAUGUAUGUAUAUAUGAGGUUGUCUGAAUGAGUGAAGCUACAAGAAAGUGAUGAGUAGUGGGUGGCUGAAAAGUUUAAAUUUACAUGCCAAGUUCUGCUAGAAUCCUGUUUGAAGUAGCAACUUUCAUAAGCUGUUUCAUGGACAAAUAAUGGGAAUUUCUCAUUAUUAUCAAUCCCAUUUUUAAAAAGGCUCCUUCCUUCAGAGAAACUCUAUUUUGAUAUUUUUUUAUGUUGAUAUAGAUUGCUGUAUGAAGUAGCUUUGGUUCUGUUGUCUGUCCAUGAACAUUCAAUAUUUAAUAAAAUUGAAAAUCUUUCUUCAUUUUACAAUAUUAAACUAUACACACAGAUUUAGCUUGCUUUUUUUUUUCCAUUGUUGCCUUGAAAAUCUUUUAUUGUGUAUGAAUUGUAUUAUGUAAAUACAUUUUUAAAAAUAAUCUUUUGAUCUCAUGGAACAUUACUUUGGAAGUGUAUAAAUAUUGCCUGCAAUAUAAGGAGCUUUUUAGUGGAGCUGAUUUAUUCCAGUAACUUCUAUAUUUUUUUUCACCUAUCUCCAGUAAGCCAAAAUAUUGGGAAUAGGAAAGAGAGGAGAAAAGAAAAAAACAUUAAAACCUGGUAUACUAUGCUGUGCCCAGCCCAGUACUAAGCACAUACACUAGCCCUUUUAACUUCAUGCAACCCUUUGAGAACUGUGGUAAUGGUCUCAUUUUAUGGUUUAGGAACUGAGGCUCAAAUAAAGAAUAUAAUGUUCCCAGGGUUACAGUGUAAAGUUAGAUGUUAAAACUCAAAUUGUCUGAUAUAAAACUCUGUACUUAUUCUAAAAAUGUAGUAGAAUCAAUCUUGACAUAUAUAUAUAUAUAUAUACAUAUAUAUAUACACAUAUACAUAUAUAUAUAUAAGAUAUAUUUUUAUGCUGAAACUUUCCACAUAAAGUCAGUUUUAGAGGUGAGUUACAGUAGAACUUUCUAACCAAGAAUAAACUUGGUUACUUUCAGUAAUAGCAUGAAAAUUAAAAUAUCAACUGUAGAUGUCUUUAAGAACCACAGUUAAUACUAGAAAAUUAAAAAACAAAAAAAGCUACUAUAUAGUUUGGAGUUAGUAACUAUGGGCCUUUUGUUAAAAUAAGUACAUUAAAUUAUUUUAUCUGAUGUGGUGGGGAAAAUGUAGUGCUUUUAAGAAAUACUGUGGAUAUUCUGGUUGAUAUCUUAUAAGGCUUCAAUGAGCUGCCCUCACAUAACUGGGAAGUAAAGUAUUUAGAAGGCACACUCAAAGAGGUUGUCAUAACUUAUGUCUUCAAUGGGAACAUUAAUUUUUUAUUAUACUUUUUGUAUGAUAUCUGCUCACUGCAUAUUAUUUUUAUAUUAAUUCAACUUUGGCUUAGGUGUAUUGUUAAAUUCAAACACAAACAGCUUCAUUGUUAUUGUGAUAAUAAUGGUUAAUUACUGUUCUAGGCAUUUUAUUAGCUUUUGUAAAUUUAUUUUCAACCUUUGCAUCAACUUCUACAUUAGUCUUGGUUGUGUUAAUACUGUCUAUUUGCUGAAGUUCUAACUCCUAUAAAAUCCUCACUGACUCUACAUAUAAAAAACUGCUCCCACUUAAUAUGAUUUUAUUAAAUUAUUUUUAAAAGUCAA
Messenger RNA from Odocoileus virginianus texanus, 6503 nucleotides. Lineage: Eukaryota; Metazoa; Chordata; Mammalia; Artiodactyla; Cervidae. The record is from RefSeq and is a predicted model, not a curated record.